Messenger RNA from Opisthorchis viverrini, 1152 nucleotides. RefSeq lists its product as hypothetical. The transcript has a single exon. The record is from RefSeq and is a predicted model, not a curated record. NCBI's taxonomy places the organism in Eukaryota, Metazoa, Platyhelminthes, Trematoda, Opisthorchiida, Opisthorchiidae. Bases 1 to 1152 code for a protein of 383 amino acids.
AUGCUGCUCAUAAUGAGUCAAGGAAAUUCAGAUAAUCAAGCGACGUCACUAAAAUUCAUCAAAGCCCUGGUCCUGAUCUCUUGUAUCGGCGUGGUGAUCACUUUGUUGCAGCAUUUCAACUCAAUUCAGAUCAUUCACUUUGUGUUUGCUGGGAGACCGGACAAUACAUCUGGCAUCCCAAGCAUAGACCCAGAUGAUUUCCGCGUCUUUCCUUCUCAGUCCUCACCGAAAGUGUCUGCAUCCCUAGUUGAUCUGGAAUCGCUCGACUGGCCCGAAGACCCAGUUGCAGCGCAUCCAGCAAGGAAUACAAAUCUCCGAGGGGAAUUCCUUCCACUUCCUCCAGCCUAUGAACCAGUGAUGAGCGACGCACAACGAAAACUAACCAGAAGACUGCUACAUACAUUCUCCGAAACCAUGUUUGCCAAUGGUUUGGGGGACCGGUUCAUGUUGUACGGUGGGACACUAUUGGGUUCCUAUCGACAUCAUGAUUUUAUUCCAUGGGACGAUGAUGCUGAUGUUCUUGUGGAUGUGUCAAUUCGAGACAAAGUUAGACAAAUUCUGUUCAAACUCCGUCCUCACUACAAUCUUUAUACCAGUGAACCCAGGGACAAACUUUAUGGACCGCUCAUUAACCAAGCGGAGAAAGAGCUGGAUGUAGAAAAAAGUCGACCCGUACGCAUGUAUGGAUGGCCUUUCAUGGACAUUUGUUAUUUCACAUCAAACGGAACGCAUGUGAAGGAUAUUGCUUCAUCACCCGCACAGCGUUUCAUCUGGCCGCAUGAAAUAGUGUUUCCGCUGUAUUUCCGACCGUUCGGUAGACACUGGUUCCCUGCACCGCGAGAUACAUGGCUUUUCAACCGCAUAAAAUAUGGAUUAGUCGAACGCUGUUUGAAAUUUGGCUAUUCACAUGUAAGAGAGGCUAACGCGAAAUUCGCCGCUGUGAUGUGUCGCCAGUUGGCGCACAAAUAUCCAUUUGUUGAACACACUCCUUGUCGCGGUGUAAGUAGUAAGCAAACAGAAAUGAAUUUUGAUAUGGUUGUGGCUGAAGAGAGACUCGUGUUGCACGUUAACUCGAAUUAUACCCGUACCUACCAUUCUCUGUGCCUGGCUGUUCCAAGGAAUCGUGUGAAAACCCAGAUAGUCUUUGUCUGA